Molecule: messenger RNA, 489 nt
Organism: Bubalus bubalis (water buffalo)
Lineage: Eukaryota; Metazoa; Chordata; Mammalia; Artiodactyla; Bovidae
Product: ATP-binding cassette sub-family C member 4-like
Exons: 2
Coding region: 55-474 (139 amino acids)
Biological process (GO): transmembrane transport
Cellular component (GO): plasma membrane
Molecular function (GO): ABC-type transporter activity; ATP binding
Source: RefSeq, a predicted model, not a curated record
GUCUAUCCCCUCAGGAGUAAGACUGCAGCUCUCACAGAUGACAGUAUCAGGACCAUGAGUGAAGUCAUAACUGGCAUCAGAACAGUAAAAAUGUAUGCUUGGGAACAGUCAUUUAUAGACCUUAUUACCAGAUUGAGAAGGAAGGAAAUUUCCAAGAUUCUGAGAAUUUCCUACCUUAGGGGAAUGAAUUUGGCAUCAUGUUUGGCUGUCAGCAAAAUUAUAAUUUUUGUCAUCUUCAUCACCAAUGAGCUCCUUGACAACCUGAUCACAGCCAGCCAAUUGUUUGUGGUGGUGAUGCUGUUUGAGGCUCUGAGGUUUUUGAACACUCUCUACUUCCCCAUGGCCAUUGAGAAUGUGUCAGAGGCCGUCAUCAGCAUACGAAGAAUCAAGGUUUGGGGACAAAUAAUUGCUUUUGGUUGUAGGUGGAUUUUUUGUAAAAUGCCCUUUUGUUUGGUGUCACUGUGUUCCAAUUAGGAGAUAUUUAACUCU